AUCAGACAUGUCCUCUGUCCCAAUAACCGACCAGAAAUCCCUUGUACGGCAACGGAAGAAGCUAUCCUCAUAGCCAUUGCCAGUGUAGUAUGUAAUGAUCACUCAGAGUGGCAUCGUCUGUCGGCACGAGCACUUCAAAGUGAGUAAAAUUCAUCAUCGCCUAUGUAUGCACCAGAUACUGGCAUAUUCUUUACUGCAAGGUUUUGAUUUCGAGACGAAAAUCAUUACACGUCAAGGCUCUACCAGCCCUAGGAUGUCCAAGUAUAAAAAUUUGUGCGCUUGCAGGCUGGCCAGCUUCCUUUGUCUUCACUAUAGCUCCUUCGAAUUAUAUUUUCUACCUCUUUUUCUACAGAAUAGCAAAAGGCGAGGGCCAGAAACACACGCACACGCAUACGCACAAACUUUACCCACAUACCCAUCAUCACCACUUCCCCAGUGCAUACUGGCGUUGCUGAGAGCAGCUCCUCUGUUCGGCACACCGCCGCUGCUAGCAUCUGUGCAGCUAUCAACAACAUGUUCAACGAAGUCAAAGGCCUUGCCGGUACUUUUGCUACCUACAGGUGUUAAGGGGGUAUAAGCGCAGAAAUGCAGUUUAGGCUGAUGAAGAUAGUAAAGAGAUGCAUUAGAGGAGGAGGUGAGAGAGGCGAAAAUAGAAGGUAGAGGAAAGAGGAACUCCUAAGGAGUCGAGAGGUGUUGCUUGAUAACUAAUGCGAAGAAGAAUGAGGGAAAAGAUAAUAGAGAAUCCUAUACCAAAGAGUUGAUAUUUCUAAUACAAGCAUCAAGCCCAGCAAGCCGUCACUCAGGCUCCCAACAUGCAGCCUACCGGCACAGCUAUUACCACUGUGUUGGAAGGUCACGAGUUUCAAUGAGUGGUUUGGACUGGGUCAGCCAGAAAAAGGAAAGAACUAUGAACAAGAGAAAGCAGAUAUAAGAGAAAAAUAGAAAGUGGAGA
Linderina pennispora is the source of this 952-nucleotide messenger RNA. RefSeq lists its product as uncharacterized. The coding region runs from base 95 to 577 and encodes 160 amino acids. Lineage: Eukaryota; Fungi; Kickxellomycota; Kickxellomycetes; Kickxellales; Kickxellaceae. The transcript has a single exon. The record is from RefSeq and is a predicted model, not a curated record.